UUCCCUUCCUCAGCUCGCAUUCCUCCGCCCGUCCCGCUCCCGCCGCCAGCGGAGGCCCUAGUCUCCCGCUCCAACUAUUCCAACCAUCCAGGGAAGGGUGGGGCGUUCGGCUCCUGGGUCCCCCUCCGCCGGCCCCCCUCAUCGGUCUCCCCUUCUGCCCCGGUCCCUCCCUUUCUGGGGUGGGGCCAGCCAAUAAGCGGCCAGACUCCGGAGUUUGGCCCGAGAGCCGCGGAGCUCACCGAUUCCCCGCCCAGCAGUUCUGGCCGCUGUCCCGGUGCGCACGGACGUGGCUCGAGUUUCCUCUGCUCUCCGCUCUCGCUCGCUCGCUCUCCCCCCUUCCGCUCCUCCUUCUCUCCGGGUCUCCCGCUCCAGCUCCAGCUCCACCCGGCCGGCCCCGCACGGCUCCGGGUAGCCAUGGAGGACGUCUCGCUCUAUAUCGUCGAGCGGCCGCUUCCCGGGUACCCCGACGCCGAGGCCCCGGAGCCUGUCCACGCUGGGGCGCAGGCGGCGGAGGAGCCGUCGGGGGCCGGCUCGGAAGAGCUGAUCAAGUCGGACCAGGUGAACGGCGUGCUGGUGCUGAGUCUCCUGGACAAAAUCAUCGGCGCCGUAGACCAGAUCCAGCUGACCCAAGCCCAGCUGGAGGAGCGGCAGGCGGAGAUGGAGGGCGCCGUGCAGAGCAUCCAGGGCGAGCUGAGCAAGCUGGGCAAGGCGCACGCCACCACGAGCAACACAGUGAGCAAGCUGCUGGAGAAGGUGCGCAAGGUCAGCGUCAACGUGAAGACCGUGCGCGGUAGCCUGGAGCGCCAGGCGGGGCAGAUCAAGAAGCUGGAGGUCAACGAGGCCGAACUGCUGCGGCGGCGCAACUUUAAAGUCAUGAUCUACCAGGAUGAAGUGAAGCUGCCGGCCAAACUGAGCAUCAGCAAGUCCCUGAAAGAGUCGGAGGCGCUGCCCGAGAAGGAGGGUGAGGAGCUGGGCGAGGGCGAGCGGCCAGAGGAGGACGCAGCGGCGCUGGAGCUGUCGUCGGAUGAGGCAGUGGAGGUGGAGGAGGUCAUCGAGGAGUCGCGCGCAGAGCGCAUCAAGCGCAGCGGCCUGCGUCGCGUGGACGACUUCAAGAAGGCCUUCUCCAAGGAGAAGAUGGAGAAGACCAAGGUGCGCACCCGCGAGAACCUGGAGAAGACGCGCCUCAAGACCAAGGAGAACCUGGAGAAGACGCGACACACCCUGGAGAAGCGCAUGAACAAGCUGGGCACGCGCCUGGUGCCCGCGGAGCGGCGCGAGAAGCUGAAGACGUCGCGGGACAAGCUCCGCAAGUCCUUCACGCCCGACCACGUGGUGUACGCGCGCUCCAAGACCGCGGUCUACAAGGUGCCGCCCUUCACCUUCCACGUCAAGAAGAUCCGCGAGGGCCAGGUGGAGGUGCUCAAGGCCACCGAGAUGGUGGAGGUGGGCGCCGACGACGACGAGGGCGGCGUGGAGCGCGGGGAGGCAGGCGACCUGCGGCGCGGGAGCAGCCCCGACGCGCACGCGCUGCUGGAGAUCACCGAGGAGUCGGAUGCCGUGCUGGUGGACAAGAGCGACAGCGACUGAGCCGCCGGCGCCGCCACCCACCCCAUUCCUUGCCCCUUCCGAACUUCCUCUUUCGCUUUCUCUCUCUGCCCGAACUGGUUGAGAUUCUUCUAAAUUGAAAGUACCCCUCACACACUUUCAGGAGCACCCCUCCGAGUCUUAGAGCUUUUAGGACCCAAGGGGGAGGCAGCCCCCGCAGUGGACAGCCCUCGCUUGGACACAGUCGGGGUGGAAAUGGGAAAGGAAUCAUCUAUGCCUGUCCUGGUCGUCCAAGUCGGGAUCUUAGAGAAAAUUGCUGAGAUUCCACCGUUAGGGCCCCCGGGGGAGCUGCCUUCCCCUCAGCCUCUCCCCACACCACCCACCAGCUACUGCCAUUCGUGCUCACUGAGCUCUUCUUCAUUCUCACCCUGACCCCCGGGGGACUCAAAGCCCAAACUGUCCAAAGAGGAAGACUGAAUCCUAAAGGGGACCCUUGCCCACAUGGGAGGCCCCCUUCUAGAAGGACAUGAAAGCAGCUUUUGGGGGAAACUGAGACAGUGGGGAAGACAGGGAAGAAUGAGCCCUCACCCUGGCUGGGAGUCCAGCACAGGCUGUAUCUGCAGAGGGUCCUGGAGAAAGGCUGGAGCCAAGAGAAGCCCUGGGAAGGAGGGAUGGGGAAGACGUGCACACGAGGGAAGGCACACUGCUGUUUAUGCACCUGCACACAGGAGCACAUGGCCAUGGCUUUGGGAAGGAGAAUGGGAACACAGGAGAAGGUCGGCCAGGUGCGGUGGCUCACGCCUGUAAUCCCAACACUUUGGGAGGCCAAGCUGGGAGGAUCACCUAAGGUCAGGAGUUCGAGACCAGCCUGGCCAACAUGGUGAAACCCCAUCUCUACUAAAAAUUCAAAAAUUAGCUGGGCGUGGUGGCACGUGCCUGUAAUCCCAGCUACUCAGGAGGCUGAGGCGGAGAGAAUCAUUUGAUCCCGGGAGGUAGAGGUUGCAGUGAGCCAUGAUCAUGCCAUUGCACUCCAGCCUGGGCAACUGAGCAAGACUCCUGAACAAAAGAAAAAAAAAAAAAGGAAAAAAGGAGAAGGUGGAAAUGGGUGAAGAGAGAAGUCCCCUCACUAGCUGUUUGAGAACCACAUCUUACUGUGGUUCUCCAAGGGCAGCAGGGCCAUUUUCAGGAUCAAGAGGGAGGACAGUGUGAGAAGGUGAUGAUCCAAAGAGGGCAGAGGUCAGCCUCACCCGAUCCCUCAACUGGGCUCUCAAGGCAACCCCAGGGGUAGCCCAUUUCUCAAAGUGCAGAAAAUUCGGGUCCCAGAAGGGGGCAGAGGCAGGCUGGGAGUGAGGAGGGAGAGCAGGAUGUUGGCCCUGCCACCAAGUUGAGAGCUGGAGGCAGGGUGCGGAGAGCACAUCACAGAGCAGCCAGCCCUGGUUCACUCCUGGCAGUUUCUUCUUAAGUUUCUCCUUUCCUAGCCGGGCACGGUGGCAUGUGCCUGUGGUCCCAGCUACUCGGGAGGCUAAGGUGGGAGGAUCGCCAGAGCCCAGACGUGUGAGGUUGCAGUGAGCUAUGAUGGUGCCACUGCACUCCAUCCUGGGUAGCAGAGCCGGACCCUGUUUAAAAAAGAAAAAGCCUUUCCCUAAAGCGAGUGUCCUAAAGCUGCAGAACUAGCCAAGACCUCACUGUUUUCCUCGUCCUCGGGGGUACGUUUCCUGAAGUUUUUGGGAGUGAAGGGAGUGUGGCUCCCAGUGCAGAGGCCUCAUUCUGUUUGGGCCAGGUUCUCAAGACACUUGAGUCCCCCUGGUUCCUCCCCAUUAAACGGGGUUUGUCGGAAGCAAGAACAACCCUGUUCUCAGUCACAGCCGGAAGGGAGACCUGGAAGGCUGCCUCCUUCUUCCCUCACCUGCUCCUUAUCUUCCCUGCCCUGCUUUUUAGAAUUGCAGCUCAUUGUUUUAAGGGAUUGGGGGAGGGAGGAUGGGGACACAAAUCUUUUAUACAAUUCAAAGCUCUGCUUUUUUUUUUUUUUUUUUUUUUUCUUCCUUUUCCCUUUCUUGGUUCCCUUCUCUCCUCUGAAUGGUUGAAGACCCCUCAACUGAGGGAGGUUGGGGAUUGUGGGACAAGGUCCCUUGGUGCGGAUGGGCCGAAGGGGCCUGAGUCGUGGACAGCUGGGCUUGGGGAACCUCUCACAUUGCUGUGUCCUGGUGAGCAGCCCGACCAAUAAACCUGCUUUUCUAAAAGGA
Molecule: messenger RNA, 3788 nt
Organism: Saimiri boliviensis boliviensis (Bolivian squirrel monkey)
Lineage: Eukaryota; Metazoa; Chordata; Mammalia; Primates; Cebidae
Gene: CAVIN1
Product: caveolae associated protein 1
Biological process (GO): termination of RNA polymerase I transcription; transcription initiation at RNA polymerase I promoter
Cellular component (GO): caveola; cytoplasm
Molecular function (GO): rRNA primary transcript binding
Source: RefSeq, a predicted model, not a curated record